This is a messenger RNA of Drosophila santomea, 1025 nucleotides long. RefSeq names its product pupal cuticle protein Edg-78E (gene Cpr78Cc). Gene Ontology annotation, molecular function: structural constituent of chitin-based larval cuticle. Lineage: Eukaryota; Metazoa; Arthropoda; Insecta; Diptera; Drosophilidae. Bases 484 to 843 code for a protein of 119 amino acids. The record is from RefSeq and is a predicted model, not a curated record. The transcript is spliced from 2 exons. Gene Ontology annotation, cellular component: chitin-based extracellular matrix.
ACAGUAGUGAAAAGUCUUUAGCCCAGAUCUAGACACAAGUCCGAUUAAUCAAAAAGAAAUUAGUUUCCGGCAUUAUUUAUAUAUCGCGGGAAGCACCGAUUUAGAUAAACAAAAAUGCAAUGCAGAUAAUUAAAUUAAGCUAAGCUACAUGCCGAUGAUUUCUAGGUAAUCUCAGCUAUAUCUGGCAAGGGUAUUUCACAUUCCGGUGCUCAAAUCCAGAUCUCCUUUCUAUUUUUUUUGCCGGCAGCUGAGCGGAAUUUUAUUAAAUUCGAUCGGUAUGCUGCUGCCGAAAAAAAAAACCCACAAACAUAUUAAGUUUGAUAUUUAGUUUGGAGCGGCUUUUGGAGUUCAGAGCCAGAUUAGAGACGUCAGCGAUGGCGACGCCAACGCCAAAGUCGACGUUGCCGUUGGUUGCCUAUAAAAGCCACCGCCUGCGAAGAUCACCCAACCAGUGUGGAUUAUACAAGCCCAGAAACCAGCAAGAUGUUCAAGCUAUCGGUCUGCCUGCUCGCCGCCUUGAUGCUGUCUAAUGUCUAUGCGGACAACAUUAACAAGGAUGCCGUGAUUACCCGCGAGGAAGUUGAUUCUGCCGAUGCCGAUGGCAACUAUCGCUUCGCCUACGAAACCAGUAAUGGCAUCCAGGCCCAGGAGGCCGGAAACCCCAAUGGAAUUAGCGGAAGCAGCUCCUACAUCUCCCCCGAAGGCAUUCCCAUCUCACUGUCCUACGUCGCCGAUGAGAACGGCUUCCAGCCUCAGGGCGCUCAUCUUCCCACCGCUCCCCCAAUUCCAGAGGCCAUCCUCCGCGCCCUGGAAUACAUCGCCGCCCACCCCCCACGGUCGUAAAUACCCGAUCGGACCCCCAUUUAAAGCCUAGUCAGUGCUUUUGCUAAACAUGAGUUAAAUCUAGUUAUAGAAAGUCUGUACAUAAAUCCCCUCAAAACAAAAACAUAAAAAGUUACAUCAAAUAUACCCACAGCAAUGCUGAUCAUUUGAACAGAGUGAAGUAUGUUAUAAUGUUCAUUAUA